AGCGGGAAAAGGAGCCGGGAAUCGGCACCGGGAGAGGGAAAAGGAGCCGGGAAUCGGCACCGGGAGAGGGAAAAGGAGCCGGGAAUCGCCCGGGAUCGGCACCGGGAGAGGGAAAAGGAGCCCGGAAUUGCCCGGGAUCGGCACCGGGAGCGGGAAAAGGAGCCCGGAAUCGCCCGGGAUCGGCACCAGGAGAGGGAAAAGGAGCCGGGAAUCGCCCGGGAUCGGCACCGGGAGAGGGAAAAGGAGCCGGGAAUCGCCCGGGAUCGGCACCGGGAGCGGGAAAAGGAGCCCGGAAUCGCCCGGGAUCGGCACCGGGAGAGGGAAAAGGAGCCGGGAAUCGGCACCGGGAGAGGGAAAAGGAGCCCGGAAUUGCCCGGGAUCGGCAGCGGGAGAGGGAAAAGGAGCCGGGAAUCGCCCGGGAUCGGCACCGGGAGCGGGAAAAGGAGCCGGGAAUCGGCACCGGGAGAGGGAAAAGGAGCCCGGGAUCGGCACCGGGAGAGGGAAAAGGAGCCCGGAAUUGCCCGGGAUCGGGAAAAGGAGCCCGGGAUCGGCACCGGGAGAGGGAAAAGGAGCCCGGAAUUGCCCGGGAUCGGGAAAAGGAGCCCGGGAUCGGCACCGGGAGCCGGAAAAGGAGCCCGGAAUUGCCCGGGAUCGGCAGCGGGAGCGGGAAAAGGAGCCCGGAAUCGCCCGGGAUCGGCACCGGGAGAGGGAAGAGGAUCCCGGAAUUCCCUUGGCUCGGUCCCCGCACGCCGCGAACCCCGGACCGAGGAUCGGGAUCGGGAUCAGCAUCGGAUCCAUGGCCGCCUUCCAGUCCCCGACGCCCUCGUCCCGCAGGGACAAACCGGAUGCCGGCGCCGUGUCCGUCACCAUCCCGGCCUCUCCCUUCAUGCAGAAGUUGGGAUUCGGCACCGGAGUCAGCGUGUACCUGAUGAAAAGGUCUCCGCGGGGAUUAUCCCGCUCUCCGUGGGCCGUGAAGAAAAUCAACUCCGGCUGCAGCCGGAGCCAGCGGAGCCUCUUCCAGAGGAGACUCCAGGAGGAGGCCCAGAUCCUCCGGAAUCUGCGGCAUCCCAACAUCGUGGGCUACCGGGCGCUGACGAAGGCUCCGGACGGGAGCCUGUGCCUGGCCAUGGAAUUCGGGGGGGAGAAAUCCCUGAACGACCUCAUCGAGGAGCGCCGGGAGCAGCGAUUGGGAGCGUUCCCGGCUCCCACCAUCCUGCAGGUGGCCCUGAGCAUGGCCAGGGGGCUCCAGUACCUGCACACGGAGCAGCGGCUGCUCCACGGGGACAUCAAAUCCCCCAACGUCGUCGUCCGGGGCUGCUUCGAAUCCGUGAAAAUCUGCGACGUCGGAGUCUCGCUGCCCCUGGAUGAGAACCUGGCAGUGAGCGAUCCCGAGCUCUGCUACGUGGGCACGGAGCCCUGGAAGCCUCCGGAGGCGCUGGAGCCGGGCGGGAUCAUCACGGACAGAUCCGACAUCUUCCCCUUCGGCCUCACCCUGUGGGAGAUGCUGGCCCUGAGCAUCCCGCACCUCCCGCUGCCGGAAUCCGACACGGAAGAGGAAUCCUUUUCCGAGGAAUCCUUCGACGAGGAUUCCUACUACGCGGCGCUGGGCACGCGGCCGCCGCUGCCUCCGGAGGCGCUGGAUCCAUCCCAGGGCCCGGUGCUGGAGCUCUUCUCCGUCUGCACGUGCCGCGAUCCCGGGAAAAGGCCCUCGGCCGCGCAGAUCCUGCAGGCGCUGGAGCCGCCGCCGCCCUGAGCCAUCCCGCGUUCCCAGCGGGAAGCGGCUCCGGAGCCUUGGGAAGAGCCCUUCGGGAUUCCCGGGCCGCGCUCCCCGCUCUGCUCCUUUGGGGGUUUUGGGAUGGAUUUUCCUCAGCGUCGGGUUGGGUUUUCCCGGGUUUUUUUUAGGGUUGGGUUUUCCCGGGUUUUUUUUUAGGGUUGGGUUUUCCCACUCUUCGGUUCAGUUUUCCCGCUCUUUUCGGGGCUGGAAUUUCCUGAGUUUAGGUCGGAUUUUUCCUCUUUUUGGGGGUUGGAUUUUCCCCCUUUUUUAGGCUGGAUUUUCCCUUUUCUAGGCUGGAAUUUCCAUCAUUUCUGGUUGGAUUUUUCCCUCCUUUUGGGGUUGGAUCCCGCCCCUUUUUUCCUUGGAUUUUCCCUCUUUUUUUAGGCUGGAAUUUCCUUCAUUUUUCGUUGGAUUUUCCGUCCUUUUUGGGGUUUGAUCCCGCCCCCCAUUUCCUUGGAUUUUCCUUUUUUUUUGGGCUGGAAUUUCCUGAGUUCAGGUCCAGUUUUCCUGCAUUUUUUAGUUGGAUUUUCCCUCUUUUUGGGGCUGGAAUUUCCUGAGUUUAGGUCGGAUUUUCCCUCUAUUUUAGGCUGAUUUUCCAUCAUUUUUGGUUGGAUUUUCCCUCCUUUUGGGGUUGGAUCCCGCCCCCUUUUUCCUUGGAUUUUCCCUCUUUUUUGGGCUGGAAUUUCCCGAGUUCGGGUCAGGUUUUCCCAAGGUUUUGGGCUGGAAUUUCCCGAGUUUAGGCCUGGAUUUUCCCUCUUUUCUAGGCUGGAUUUUCCAUCAUUUUUGGUUGGACUUUCGAUCUUUUUGGGGUUGGAUCCCGCCCCCUUUUUCCUUGGAUUUUCCCUCUUUUUGCGGCUGGAAUUUCCCAAGUUUAGGUUGGAUUUUCCCUCUUUUUUUAGGCUGGAAUUUCCAUCAUUUUUUGGUUGGAUUUUCCCUCCUUUUGGGGUUGGAUCCCGCCCCCUUUUUCCUUGGAUUUUCCCUCUUUUUUGGGCUGGAAUUUCCCGAGUUCGGGUCAGGUUUUCCCAAGGUUUUGGGCUGGAAUUUCCCGAGUUUAGGCCUGGAUUUUCCCUCUUUUCUAGACUGGAUUUUCCAUCAUUUUUGGUUGGAUUCUC
Messenger RNA from Corvus hawaiiensis (hawaiian crow), 2886 nucleotides. It is a transcript of the gene PBK, whose product is annotated as PDZ binding kinase. The transcript is spliced from 8 exons. Lineage: Eukaryota; Metazoa; Chordata; Aves; Passeriformes; Corvidae. The record is from RefSeq and is a predicted model, not a curated record. Gene Ontology annotation, molecular function: protein serine/threonine kinase activity; ATP binding. The coding region runs from base 797 to 1753 and encodes 318 amino acids. Gene Ontology annotation, biological process: protein phosphorylation.